UGGGGUGACGCCUGAAAUAUAACUCUGUAACCAGACACCGAGAGGUGGAAACGGCGUGAAAGUUAAAACUCCGCAAGUUCCGACUUCGCUGCGGGGACGAGCGAAAUUCGCGAGUGGAUCGUUGGAUCCCCGCAAGCGAGAACGUCGGAGACCCACCUGGCCUGGGGUAAACAGCGAAAGAGGUGAUCUUCCCGACAUCCAAAGCCUUGGGCCUCUCUUCAGGCAACUCCAUGGCGGGGACGGGGACGGGGACGGGGACGGGGACGGGAACGGGAGCGAGCGCGAGCGCGAGGGCAGGUGGGCGCCGGGACUCGGGGGGGUCCGGCGCCGGUAGAGCCGCUGCUCUCGCGCGCCUGCUGCACCGGGACUGCAGUCGGCUGCUGGAGCUCUAUAAAGAGAGAGAGACGUUCCUGUGCGAAGUGACCAUGAGCAAGGAGCGGAUCGUGGCACCGUCUGCGUCGCUGGGCCGCCUCCCGGCCGACGAGCAACUCCGGCACCUGCACUCGGCCCUGCAGCAGUGUCUCGGCCUUCUGGAGGACGUCAUUCGCAGGGAGAAGGAGGAGUUUGGGACUGAUGGGAGCAGCGAGUAUGGAAGAAUGCAGAACACGGUGAAAGACAGACUGGGACACCUGCUGGGGAGCACCAAGCUCCUCCUAGUGGCCGGAGACGCAACUGCAACGCUCACUCCUGCCCCAGAGGUGACAGAUGGCUUGGAGAAAGGAAGCAGCUUUGGCCUAAAGCUCUGGACCUACAGAGUUCUGCAGGAGUUGAUCCACUGGACGCUGUCAGCAUCCCAGACCCUCCACAGCCUGCAGUCGCAAAGGGAGAAGGAGGCGCCAAAGGCAGCCAGGAGAGGGAGGAGAGGGAAGGGCAGGAUGCGGAAGUGAGAUGAGCAGGGGGAGAAGGAAGGAAGGAUGGGGCACGGAGCCGAGACGAGGGCGGGGAGACAGGAGCACAAGGCGAGGAGGGGUGGGGAAAGAGAGGAAAAAGAGCAUGUGGGAACAGAUUACAUUAUAUCUGUACUUCUAGUGGAAGGAAGAGGAAGUGGAGGAUGGAAAAAAAAGAUGAAGAGAUGUCUAGAAGGAGUGAGGGAUGUGUGAAAGUUGGAGGGAGGCACUGUAGAAGGUCACCAAAAAGCAGACAAACGGAGAGUGAAGAGAAUGGAAAGGGGAAGCGGUUCCAGGGGCGUUGGACUCAAUCAACUAAUAUUUCAUUUAGAAAUAUAAUGAGAAAGACUGCGAGUGACCAGUUCUCACCAAACCGUGCUGCUCUCUGGCUGAAUUCACAGAAUGAUGUACAUGAGGAGCGCAGUAACACAGCAACACUGUAACACAGUAAACAGUAACACAGUAACACUGAUUGUUGAAGCUCUUUCCUGGGUCCAGCAGAGGGAGACACCGCUGCCCCCUACAGGUCAGUUGAGGAAUUAACUUUAACCUCAAUAUUACUGUAGUGUAACGUGUUUCAGCAUUAGGGCAAAUGACAAAGACUAGUUUUUGUUUAGUCUUAUUUGAUUUGAUCUGAUUUUAUUUUUAACAUGCCAGCUACACUGCAGGUAGAGCCCAGAAGCUCGUGGACUUUGGCUGGAAAGCUGCCGUGGAUAGAAAGUGAACAAACAUGUCUGUUGCUGGAAUAUGAACAAAAAGCAGCAGAAACCUUUGUUGCGUUCACUGAUUUAUCUUUGGAAACACUAUUUAUGUUUGAGGUUGUACAUUUUCACUGGGACUGAAAACUAAUAAUAUAAUUCAGAUUUUUUCUGCUUGUCUUUUCAGCGCUGUAACACUAGACUACUGUACAAUAA
Scleropages formosus (Asian bonytongue) is the source of this 1801-nucleotide messenger RNA. RefSeq names its product ciliary neurotrophic factor (gene cntf). The record is from RefSeq and is a predicted model, not a curated record. Gene Ontology annotation, biological process: ciliary neurotrophic factor-mediated signaling pathway; negative regulation of neuron apoptotic process. NCBI's taxonomy places the organism in Eukaryota, Metazoa, Chordata, Actinopteri, Osteoglossiformes, Osteoglossidae. Gene Ontology annotation, molecular function: ciliary neurotrophic factor receptor binding. The transcript has 3 exons. The coding region runs from base 231 to 887 and encodes 218 amino acids.